AUGUCUUUUAAUAAAGAAAUACCACCACCGCCCUAUUCAGCAGUCGUUUUAGCACCAAUUCCUGAUAAGCCGUAUGUUAAAGAUUAUUUACCAUGGUCAAUUAUAAAUCUCCUUUUCGGCUGGUGUUUUUUCGGUGUUAUUCCUCUGAUAUUCUCCAUCCUAUGCCGCAAUUAUAAAAAUAAUCAAAACUUCGCAAGUGCACGAACGAUGAGUGCAUUGGCACUAAUGUUCAACAUUUUGAUUACUAUAGGAGGCUUAGUUGCCUGGUCUGUAUUCAUCGCUUUUAUGUAUCUUUAUAUCAUUACCGUUGAUGAUUCAAUACCAAAAUAA
Molecule: messenger RNA, 330 nt
Organism: Adineta ricciae
Lineage: Eukaryota; Metazoa; Rotifera; Eurotatoria; Adinetida; Adinetidae
Source: the annotation of a GenBank genome assembly